AUGGCUCAGAAAAUGGCUAAAAAUGCCUUACAACGUUUUAGUCGUUCAAAAGUUGAUUGGAAUAAAUUAUUUGAAAUAAGUGGACAAAAUACAACGACUGUCUCUGCUUUACAGUCAAAAACAUUUCAGUACUCUUCAAAAAUGAAUUCUCUUCCCGAGGCAAUACCUAAAAUUGAUUUUAAUUAUUAUAAAAAAUUAGUGCCCGAUCCGUCAUUCGUCGACAAAUUACAAAAAGAGUAUGAAAAUGCACAAGUACCCUAUCCGCAAGAUCUUGCAAAUCGUGCACAAGAAUUAGAAGAGUUUGGAAAAAGUGAAAGAGCUCGUGCACAAGAGUAUAUAAAAGUCGCCGAAUCUAAACUCGAAGAAUUAAAAAAGACUUUUGCACGUUGUGACGAUAUUCCUCAUCCAGAUGAAGUGCCAAACGAACUGUUAUUUUUCUACAUACCAGACAUGAUGUUUCCAAAAGUGUGGGAAAAAGGAAGAGAUAGAGAUUCACUGGACGAUUUCUCUGUUCCUCCUUUUAACAAAGAAGAUUCGAUGCGUUGGUGGUUUGAACAAGGCGGUGAAAUGAAAAUUCAUUCUCGUAGUUAUCAUCUACCCGAUGAAGCAGUAACUCCUAUUGAUAUAGGACCAACAAGUCAUUAUCCAACUGUUGAAGAUGUUCUCGGAUCUGGACAAGGUGGUCAACGACAGCCUCAACAACUUAGUUCAUCACAACAAGAUAAUAAACAAAAACAAGUUAAAUCACAACAUUAG
Molecule: messenger RNA, 756 nt
Organism: Didymodactylos carnosus
Lineage: Eukaryota; Metazoa; Rotifera; Eurotatoria; Philodinida; Philodinidae
Source: the annotation of a GenBank genome assembly